AGUGAUUAUUUCUGUCAUUUUCUUAGUAGUGUGGAGUUUUUCGGUACCAUCAGCAAGCGAAACUGUUUCUAGAACGACUAUUAUCACGUAGUUAAAACUAACCUGACUGAAGUUGAACGACGUAACGUUAUUUUAAUUUUUAUACUUUCGAUAAGUCUUAAAAAAGAUUUAAGAAGUGACCAUGGUUUUGACCAUCAAAGCAUUCUAUCAGAAGGAAGGAACUGAAAAAACUGAAAUCAGGCGUUUCCUCACAACAGAAGGUGUUUUUAACUCCUACACAAAUCUUUGUGAAAAAAUUUCCAAAGUCUUUCCACAACUAACGGGAAAAGCCAUUCAUCUUGCAUGGAGAGACUCGGAGGGUGAUGAAAUUAUCAUGUCGAGUGACGAAGAACUAGCUGAAGCCAUUGCUCAGGCAGAAAAUGACCUGUUAAAAGUCCAUAUUUACUUAAAUGUGAAAGACGAACCAAGCAUGAAAAAACAAAGUGGAGGAGAGAAGGUGGUACAUCCAAAUGUUACUUGUGACAAAUGUGACAAGCAAGUCAAAGGAUAUCGUUACAAGUGUCUACGAUGCAAUGAUUUUGACUUGUGUGAAGACUGCCAUGCUCAGGAUGCUCACCCGGGUCAUGAUAUGAUCAAGAUCACUUCUCCGGUACAACAUUCUCCAUGGUUCUUUCCUGGUUGGCAAAAACUGUGGCAUCACAUCAUGGGACCUCAAGCUUUUCAGGGUGCUUGGGGAGGAUUUGGCAGGCAUGGUCGCGGAUUUCGUUGCGACAAAGGACGAAAGUGGGGCCCGCAACGUAAGGCUCAUCCUAACCGUGAUGGUGCCACUAAUGCUGAGACGAGUGAUGAUAAUAAAAGAACUGAGGAGGAAGAAGAUGUAACUAUGGCAGCUGCACAACAAGGUGCAGAGUAUCUGUACUCCAUUGGAAAUAAAGUGGCAGCCAUGCUGGACCCUCUUGGUAUUGACGUUCUGGUCGAUGUUGAACACAGUGAUGGAGAACGAGAAAGAUGUGGAACACUACAGGAGGAGAACUUUGAGAAACAGGAUAGAAAGAGGGUUCAAGAAAAGCAACAGGAAAAAGACAAGUGUCAGAAACAGAGCAGCAGUGGCUCUGGAAAAGAAAUAUUGGCAGAGCUAACAACAAAGGAUGAAGAUCUGUGUAAAAAUCCUGCUGAUGAUGUCUCAUCAGUUAAAAGUGAUGAGAAAGUUGCCACAUCUUCACAGAAGAAAACGACAGUUGGUAAUGUUGGUCUUUUCAGUUCAAAAUCUGAAGACACUCCGGUUCAGGACAAGCAGCCAUCAGAAGAGGGAAAAGUCCAGGAAGGUAACCCUGACAACGAUGUUGGCUGGACAUUGGUGACUGAAGAUUCUCUUGUGGAAGCCAGAACUCAGUCUUCACAUGAAAAAAAUAAAUCGGAAGAACCAGCGAGUCAAGCCCCGUCAGUUCAGCCACAAGAUACCAGGACAAAAGAAGUUAUACAAAAUCCCAAAGUGACAAAGGCUUUGAACCAAAUGAUAAGCAUGGGGUUUUCAAACGAUGGUGGAUGGCUCACGAGACUACUGGAAGCUAAAAAUGGGGAUAUCAGUGCCGUUCUGGAUGCUCUACAACCUUCCCGAGCUAACUAGUGUGUGGGAGACUACUUUAAUGCCGAAUUAAUAGCACUAAUUAGGGCUAUUGUUGUUUUGUUUAAUUUACUUAUAAUAGAGGCAUGCUUGUAGUUUUAAAAAAUGCAUUCUCCAUGCAAAAAUUAUUAACGUGAUCCUAUAUAUAUUAUAAUAUAUUAUUCAUAUAUUCCUGUUGGAUUCAUAGCUUUGAUGUUGACAAA
Limulus polyphemus (Atlantic horseshoe crab) is the source of this 1827-nucleotide messenger RNA. Its product is annotated as sequestosome-1-like. NCBI's taxonomy places the organism in Eukaryota, Metazoa, Arthropoda, Merostomata, Xiphosura, Limulidae. Gene Ontology annotation, cellular component: aggresome; amphisome. The transcript is spliced from 7 exons. Gene Ontology annotation, molecular function: protein kinase C binding; K63-linked polyubiquitin modification-dependent protein binding; zinc ion binding. Bases 182 to 1627 code for a protein of 481 amino acids. The record is from RefSeq and is a predicted model, not a curated record. Gene Ontology annotation, biological process: endosome organization; mitophagy; aggrephagy.